GUGGGAAAUACUUCGCACCAAAACCCAUUGGAUUGCUUAAAAUCCAUCUACCAAAAAAAUGGCCUUAAGGGCGUAUAUCGUGGACUAAACAUCACCAUUUUAAGAGAAAUCCCGGCUUUUGGAUCAUAUUUCAUGGCCUAUGAGCUGCUUACCAGAAGAAACGAUGAUUUGCCUGUAUCCACUUGCACCAUGCUGUGGGCUGGUGGACUAGCAGGUGUAAUAUCAUGGAUCCUGAUUUAUCCAAUCGAUGUGAUAAAAUCGCGGUUCCAAUUAGAGCCAAGCCUUUACAAGAGCUCCUACGACUGCCUGACAAAGAGCGUUAACUCCGAAGGAGUUUCUUGCCUGUUUCGAGGACUUUUGCCCACCGUCAUCAGGGCUUUUCCGGUGAAUGCAGUUACAUUCACAGUGGUCACAUGGACAAUGAAGCUACUGGACGACAUUCGAUUUCCUCAGAGUCUGAAGCGUCCGGAAAAUCCAUUGGGAAAGUAUGCGGAUGCGGUGAUGAUCGGCUCGGCCGAGCAUCUUCUAAUGACAGUGUUGUAAAACAUAUUUAUGGAUUAUUUAUUUUUGUCUUAGUACUAGUCAAUAUGUGCCAGCUUAAUAAAGGAUCUGCCAGCUUAAAA
Dendroctonus ponderosae (mountain pine beetle) is the source of this 623-nucleotide messenger RNA. RefSeq names its product mitochondrial basic amino acids transporter. Gene Ontology annotation, cellular component: mitochondrion. Lineage: Eukaryota; Metazoa; Arthropoda; Insecta; Coleoptera; Curculionidae. Gene Ontology annotation, molecular function: high-affinity L-arginine transmembrane transporter activity. Gene Ontology annotation, biological process: mitochondrial L-ornithine transmembrane transport. The record is from RefSeq and is a predicted model, not a curated record.